Gongylonema pulchrum is the source of this 186-nucleotide messenger RNA. NCBI's taxonomy places the organism in Eukaryota, Metazoa, Nematoda, Chromadorea, Rhabditida, Gongylonematidae. The record is from the annotation of a GenBank genome assembly.
AUGGAAACCAUUUAUGACUUUUGGUUUAUGAUUGUGCAAGAAAAUGUCGAAUUCAUUGUGAUGACGACGGAUUUCGUCGAAAAAGGAUUCCACAAGUCGACACCAUACUUCCCAUUUACCCCUGAUAUUACAGCUACCUACGGUGGUGUUACAGUCAAGUGCCUUGAUGUAAGCUUAUACUUUUGA